AUGGAUGCUGUAGAGCAUACAGAGAAGCCGCAGGCACAGGGCGGUGGCAUACUUAGGCCAGCAGAGCCAGAGCAGCUGUGCGUGGCCUCAGCCUUGACUCCUGGCCAGCCCACGCACAGGGUCUUGAAUCAAGCUCGUCCAUUCUCAGGGCAUAAUGCAUUCCUCUGCGAUCCGGCCUUGAGAGACGGAGUUGCUGGCCAUGGUGGUGCUUGGGGCGAAGCUCGCCUGACGGAGCUUGGAACAGCAGUUGGCAGUGAGGAGUGGCAGACACGAGCCAACCGCUACCCACCCAGGCUAGAGACGCAUGACCGGUUUGGCAACCGCAGAGAUGCAGCAGAAUUCCACCCCGCCUACCAUAACCUUAUGGACUUGGGUAUAUCGUCUGGCGCUGCAGCAUUUGCUUGGCAGCCUGAUAACUUUGGGAAGAAGGGAGCCCAUGUGAUUCGUGCUGCACUCAUGUACUUAAUGUAUCAGCUUGAUUCUGGAGUUUGCUGCCCGUUGACCAUGACGUUUGCGGCGGUUCCUGCCCUACGUCGACAUCAGGAUGAUCCAGGUGGCUACAUUGAACAUCUCCUUCAGAAGCUGAUCUCAUGCAAGUACUCUGGCAAAGAUGUUCCGUUUCAUUCAAAAGCUGGUGCGACCAUGGGUAUGUCGAUGACGGAGAAGCAAGGUGGUUCGGAUGUUCGUGCGAAUAUGACCGAGGGCAAGCCAGUGAGCAAUUUCAGGCAGAGUCCAGGGGAUCCAUUUCACCUUAUCGGACACAAGUGGUUCACCUCUGCUCCCAUGAGUGAUGCCUUUUUGACCCUAGCCCAAACUGAGAAGGGCGUUUCGUGCUUUAUCGUUCCGCGUUGGCUUCCAGAUGGCAGUCGUAAUGCCGGCUUCUCCAUCCAGCGCUUGAAGGACAAGAUUGGUGACAAGUCCAACGCAUCGAGCGAGGUUGAGUACCGCCAUGCUUGGGGUGUGCUUCUUGGACCUCAGGGCCGCGGCGUGCGAACGAUUGUAGAGAUGGUUGUGCACACCAGGCUGGAUUGCGUGAUUGGUAGCUCAGCUUUGAUGAGAUUAAGUGCACAGCUGGCUGCACACCAUGCAUCCCAUCGUGCGGCAUUUGGUCGCCGGCUCCUGGAACAGCCCUUAAUGCGAUGUGUGCUGGCUGAUUUGGCGCUGGAGUCAGAAGCAGCAAUGGCAACCUGGUUGCGCCUCGGCCGUGGCCUAGAUGGCUCGGAGACAUCAUUCGUGCGAAUUGCCGUGGCAGUUGCGAAGUACUUUGUUUGCAAGAGGGCCCCGCUUGUGGCGUAUGAGGCCAUGGAAUGCCAUGGCGGAAAUGGCUAUGUAGAUGAGGGGCCUAUAGCUCGUCUCUUCCGUCAGUCUCCGUUGAAUGCAAUUUGGGAGGGAUCGGGAAAUGUGAUUUGCUUGGAUGUUCUGCGAGCCCUUCGGAGAGAGCCGGAGAGUGCAUUGGCUUUGAUGGACGAGUUGCAGUCCGCAGUAGCAGCUGCAGACGCAGUUUCCCAACAGCUGCCCAACUGUUAUGCGACGAUGACCCAAGCACUGCACGCCGAAUUAGCCUCAGAUCCUGCCACUCUGGAGCCGCAAGCAAGGGACAUCGUGGACAGAUUGGCAAUUUGCCUGCAGGCAGCCGUGCUGCUGAACCACGGAGAUCCCAAAGUGGCAAAGGCCUUCCUUGCGUUAGACGAGCUCCUUGCCGAUGACGAGGCAGCGGCGCCUACUGCUCUGGAUGAUACAGGCAGCCCAUCAAACCUUUCUCGACAGCCCUAUCAUUUGCCACAAAACUGGGCUGCACAGGGACAGCCAGUUGCAUGGGCAGACCUCACGCUGGUGGAGGACGGCAGUUUCAGACUGGCCUUGCUCGAUGCGACAGAAGCGAUAGACUUGUGCUUGCUGGAGGAGGCAGGUCAACUGCACUUCCUGGAGCUCGAACGGGCACAUGGAAAUGCUCUGGCGCGUGAAGGUCGGUAUGAAGAGGCUUCUGAAGCGUACAAGCGGGCGCUGGACGCUGUUCGACGAAGCCCGAUGUACAAGGCCUUGUUCCCGACGGAGCGCGGGCAUAUUCAAGGCGCCUACAGUCGCGAAGCGCUCGAGGAGAACCCUCUUCAGGGCCUUUCUGAGGAGGAGGUCUCCACCCGCCGCAGUCACCUCGUCGCACUGCACUUGAACUUAUCGCUCUGUGGCAACAAGGCUGGGCUGCACUCACUGGCAAGGCGCCAUGCUGAUAUCGCCCUGGGCGCCGAGCCUGAGAACGCCAAGGCGCUUUUCCGACGUGGCCAAGCUGCUGCAGGACAAAGUGACUUCGAGGCAGCCUUGCAGGAUUUGCAGAAGGCCGCGGAGCUUCAGCCGCAGGAUCGAACCAUCCGAGCAGAGAUCCAGUCUGUGCAACGCGGCUUGCGUGCGCACAAGGAGGUGCAGAAGACCAUGUUUCAGAACGUGUUUCAGCCGGCCAGGAGGUCUCCAGGAACCUUUGAAGGAGGACAGGGCUAG
This is a messenger RNA of Symbiodinium pilosum, 2493 nucleotides long. The record is from the annotation of a GenBank genome assembly. NCBI's taxonomy places the organism in Eukaryota, Dinophyceae, Suessiales, Symbiodiniaceae.